Aspergillus luchuensis is the source of this 312-nucleotide messenger RNA. RefSeq lists its product as uncharacterized. The transcript has 3 exons. The record is from RefSeq and is a predicted model, not a curated record. The coding region runs from base 1 to 312 and encodes 103 amino acids. NCBI's taxonomy places the organism in Eukaryota, Fungi, Ascomycota, Eurotiomycetes, Eurotiales, Aspergillaceae.
AUGCCUAUGAAAACGCGGUCGCAUGCCGGCUCCGUGAAAAGUUCCCCGCACCCUCACAGACAAGCUGCAGAAGAGGCUGUGGCCUCAACUCUUGAUGAACCCCUUGAACGCGAGAAUAGAUUCCGCGAUGAUUGUUUACGGAGAGAUGACUAUUGUUCCGUGGUGAGCGGCCUUCUGGACCACGAUACCUAUAACGAACGAGGAAGGCCCCAGGGCGUCGGUUCAGCAAAUUUAACGGUAGCCCACAUCAUACCUUUUUCUUAUGGGAGCUGGAAUACGGCUACAGUACAACCCCAUAUCUCUACUAUAUAG